GCCAAUUUCCCCUUUCCCCCCACACAAUUCCUUCUCACUUCACAAUACCAUCAUACGUAAGCUAGCACCGAAAACGCCACGGCCGGCUUAAGUCUAUCCACCAGGGUUAAGGACGUAUAGGUAUAAGAAUACCUAUUAUACCUAAUACGUUUCGCCUCCAGGAACCUCUCCUCCCACCCUCGCGAUGCAGGCAACACACAGAUUGCUCCAGGCCUGUAGGAUCACUCUCUUCACACGCGAGAACUGUGGGCUGUGCGCCAAAGCCAAGGACGUCCUGUUCAAUGUCUCGAAGGGUCGGCCGUUUCAAUUCAAGGAGAUCGAUAUCGUUAAGUCGGCGAGUGGGUCGGCCUGGCGGGAUCUGUACGACUUCGACGUCCCUGUAAUUCAUAUCAGCAAGUCUUCAGCUGGAGACGAAAAUCCAGAGUUUGCUUCGCGGGCGAUCAAACUUAUGCAUCGAUUCACAACUGAAGAGGUUGAAGCUAAGAUGGACCUCGUCGAGAGGGUUUGAAGGAGGCGGAUUACGACGCCCGGAAGCCUUGUAACAAAAAAGACCAAUCUCUAGGUAUAUUCUUGAUAGCCGGCUGCAUGCUUGCCGGCUUUGCAGGCAGGUAACUAAGAAAAAGGGACAGGCCAAAUCGUGCAUUCUCCUAAUCGCUAUUACACCGUGUAUUUCCUAUAGUAUCAAUAUCUCCC
Durotheca rogersii is the source of this 693-nucleotide messenger RNA. RefSeq lists its product as uncharacterized. The record is from RefSeq and is a predicted model, not a curated record. Bases 185 to 508 code for a protein of 107 amino acids. The transcript has 2 exons. NCBI's taxonomy places the organism in Eukaryota, Fungi, Ascomycota, Sordariomycetes, Xylariales, Xylariaceae.